This is a messenger RNA of Daldinia loculata, 910 nucleotides long. Its product is annotated as serine hydrolase FSH. Gene Ontology annotation, cellular component: nucleus; cytoplasm. The transcript is spliced from 3 exons. The record is from RefSeq and is a predicted model, not a curated record. Bases 99 to 827 code for a protein of 242 amino acids. NCBI's taxonomy places the organism in Eukaryota, Fungi, Ascomycota, Sordariomycetes, Xylariales, Hypoxylaceae.
AGUAAAAAUUCACAACUUCAACAAGAGAGUCUUCUAACCAUUGUUAUCAAGAUAUUAAGUCCAGCAUAAAUCCAUAUUUCCCCUAUCAAGCGGAGAACAUGUCUCCAAAUGAAGAUUCAGCCCAAGUAAAGGCAAGGCAUAAUGUCCUUUGCUUACAUGGAAUCGGGACUAAUGCUGAUAUAUUUGAGGCUCAAACCGCCACCCUCCGCCACCAACUAAAUUCAGUAGCAUCCUACGAAUACGAUUUUGUUGACGGCAAUCACCCAUGGCCCCCUCAUCCGACGGUCACCAACAUCUUUGGGAUGCAACAGGAGUAUCUUUCGUAUUUUGACGGAUCGGCGGCGAGUGCUCUCACCGCCAUUGAUAAUCUCGCCACUCAUAUACUAGAGAAUGGUCCCUAUGAUGCUAUCAUGGGCUUCUCCAUGGGUGGCGCAAUGGCAGCAACGCUAUUGCUCCAACCUCAAAAUCCUGAAGCUGAUAACCCAAGUUGGCUUGCUGCCCGCAAAUUGAUACGGGGUGCGGUAUUUAUCUGCAGCACACUUCCUGUAGACACCAUGGAGCUGCGGCACGGUAGAAUGGGCUGGGUCAAGGCGGAGGAUGUAGGGCCAGCCGGAAAGCUUCAUCCAAUUGGUGUCCCUACUGUACACGCCUGGAGCCCUAGAGACUUAUGUAAUUGUGCCGAAAGCAGGUUAUUGGUCUCUAUGUGUAUCGAGACACAACGUACUGAGGUCCUGCAUGAUGCCGGCCAUGGGAUCCCUUCCGGUAUAAGUGAGGUUACUUCGAUGUCUGAUGUGAUCCAAGGGAUGAUGAAUAAAAUUGAACAGUAACUGCAUGUAUUCUUACACUUUUGUUGCCUGUUCUACGCUAGGUACACAAGAUACUUGGUAGCGUACCCAAUACAAGAGAGCCC